Molecule: messenger RNA, 744 nt
Organism: Vollenhovia emeryi
Lineage: Eukaryota; Metazoa; Arthropoda; Insecta; Hymenoptera; Formicidae
Product: microsomal glutathione S-transferase 1-like
Exons: 2
Coding region: 186-626 (146 amino acids)
Cellular component (GO): membrane
Source: RefSeq, a predicted model, not a curated record
UCAAGUGCGUGUCGUGCGCGCGCGCGCGCGUGCACGUUAUGUGUGCGUGAUAGGCGAAGUAGGGAAGGCGCCGACCACUGUCGAUUAGUAUCUGACUCCCAGUCUUUCCCAAUCCACUGGCUGCGUGCGAUAUACGCAAAAUCAUCGUCGUACACUAGAGACGGAGAUUCCAAAAGCCAAGAAAGAUGUCUGAAAUAGAUCCAGAAGUGCUCAAAGUAUUCGGCUUUUGGGGCAGCAUCCUGGUCGUGAAAUUGAUGGCGAUGGCACCGUUAACUGCACGGCAGCGAUUCCGAAAGCAUGUAUUUGCAAAUCAGGAGGACGCUUCGCUCGGAGGAAAGGAGGGCAAAGUGGUGUACAAUGAUCCAGACGUGGAGCGUGUACGCAGGUCGCACUUGAACGAUCUGGAGAACGUUCUGCCUUGGUUCAUAAUGACGUAUCUCUGGCUAGGAACCGGACCUUCCCCAUGGUUGGCGAAAACCCUGAUACGGACCUUCGUGAUUUCACGUAUCUCCCAUACCAUGUCGUACGCCGUUUUUCCACAACAACCUUUAAGAGCGAUAUCUUUCUUCGUUGGAUUAGGAGUUACGGGCUUCGAAGCGUUUAAGACAUUAAUGUAUUACUCGUAAUUUUUACGUAAAUCUCUAAAAUCAUCAAAUCUAAGCGUACAAUGUGAUGCAAACACAUGUAUACAAUGAUGAUAUAUUUUCUGUGGACUUGGGGAUAAAUGUUUUUUUUAUACAGAGA